This is a messenger RNA of Paramuricea clavata, 468 nucleotides long. Lineage: Eukaryota; Metazoa; Cnidaria; Anthozoa; Malacalcyonacea; Plexauridae. The record is from the annotation of a GenBank genome assembly.
AUGGCCGAGAUUGAAUUUACCCCCAUUUCAUAUUAUCGGGCUAUGAAAAAAAAUACACCGCAACAGUAUGCACAAAGAUUGUGGUGGUGUUUUUCUACAGCGUCGGCUAAAAUGGUUGAUGAAACGUUGACGCUUGUGGAAGACGACGUGUUUAAUAACUAUGCAACAGUUAUUGCUUAUAAUAUAAAAUAUUCCGAUAAGCAAUUUGCAGAUACUAAGUAUGUUACGGCACUACAACGUUUUUAUAAACCUAUUUCUAAGAUGCAAGUAUACGAUGAUUUUAUAUGCCGACAUUAUCCUACAAAACGUCAGGGUAUUGAUAUUUUUAAAAUUUGGCAUCCAAGUCAACGUGAAAUUAGGCUAAGGGAAAUAGACGAUGACAUUGAGGAUAGCGAGCAGACGUUGGAUGGUUUUGUGUCGCGUAACAUGCUUUACGAUUUGAAGGACGGUGAAUACGAAAUUUAUUAA